This is a messenger RNA of Zalophus californianus (California sea lion), 1036 nucleotides long. Its product is annotated as testis-specific H1 histone. The transcript has a single exon. The record is from RefSeq and is a predicted model, not a curated record. NCBI's taxonomy places the organism in Eukaryota, Metazoa, Chordata, Mammalia, Carnivora, Otariidae. Bases 97 to 870 code for a protein of 257 amino acids.
AUGCCAUUGUGACGUGGUCCAGCCGGUCUCAGCUUAAGCUCGCGCCUUGGUGGGGGUGGCCCACAGCAGUGGCCCCGCAGAGGCGGGAGCGGGGCCAUGGCUGAGGUGGCUGGGUCCACUGGUGAAUCCAAAGGCACUGAAGUUAAAACCCAGCAGGCCGCGGAGAAAACCCUCACGGCCCUGCCGAGGCAGGGCCUGCGCUCCGUGCUCAAAGUGUCCCAGCUGUUGCUCCGAGCCAUCACCGAGCACAAAGGGCUGACUCUGGCUGCCCUCAAGAAGGAGCUUGGAAAUGCUGGCUACGAAAUGCGACGGAAGUGCUGCCGCCACUCGGGCGAUGCACUCUGGUCUGAGGUUAAGGGCACGCUUCUCCGGGUCAGCAGCAGCGAUGCUUCUGGCUACUUCAGGGUUUGGAAGAUUCCGAAGCCGAAGAGAAGGCCAGGACGCCUGAGGCUGGAAGAGGGCGUGCGCUUUUCGAGGAGGACCCUUCCCCGGCCUUGGAGCCCACGGCGGCGCUGCACUCAUCGCAGGGCCGCCAAGAAGGCCAGGGAAGUCUGGAGACGCAGCACGAAGGUAAACACAAGGGGGCGGAAGAUAAGGCCAAGAGCCAAGGACUCGGUGCGUUCCAGAGCCAGGGAGGAAGUGAGGGCCAAGGGGAUGGACGAGGGGAGAGGACGGACCAAGAAGGAAGACAUCAGGCCUAGGACCCGAGAGAAGAGGCCAGGCCCGAAGCCCAGGGAAGAGAAGCAGCAGGACCCGGUGAAGCCGGUAAAACGCACCAUCCAGAAGACAGCUUUGGUUAAAACUGACCGACAUUCUAGCAGUCAGGGGAAGACUCAUGACCUAAGGGCUGCUCGCACAAAGACUUACUAAAUCUGAAAGUCUUUGGAAUGCAGCCAGUUAUUCGUAGUGUGGGAGCAAUUUCCCUUCCUCCAGGCACAGAUGCCCUUCCCCAUAGGCUCUAAUGAGAGCAGCUCUCACACACUGAAGUGGACAAAACUAUAUACAAGACCUUUCCACUACAUCGUGUCCGUUUCCU